Molecule: messenger RNA, 756 nt
Organism: Cylindrotheca closterium
Lineage: Eukaryota; Bacillariophyta; Bacillariophyceae; Bacillariales; Bacillariaceae
Source: the annotation of a GenBank genome assembly
AUGUCACGACAGCUGGACAGCGACGGCAGUAGCGCCGAGUUCUUUUGUAGAAUACCUUCGUUGCCAGAUUUCGAUCGUACUUUCUCAAUAGAACAUACCAAGCAGCAUGCUGAAGUUGCUGUCAUACCUGACUUCAAUACUUCCGCCGAGCCGGAAAGCCAACUACCAAUGCUGUUUCCAAAGACUGGCCGAAACCUUCCAUUCCUAGAGGGAAAUAGGCUAGAAGCGAUACGGAGGCCAUCCGAACCGCAUCAGGGGCGUUUCUCACUGCACAACCAUCAUGGCCUUUCCAUACGCAAUCCACGAGAUUUCUAUAGUCAUGAUUCUUCUAGUAGAGAGUUAUUGGAUGCAACAAGACAGCGAGAGCUCGUCCCAACGCGGCCGACGCCUAUCUACCCUCGAGGUCAAAUAGUAACGGAUGCCAAGAAGACAGCAGCCAGAUCGAGGCGCCCCGUUUGCUACCAUGAGACCCCUUCGCGCACCUCAAUGGAAAGCUCCUCCUCUCCGCCUUGCGAAGUAACGCCGUACAUCCAUUCCAAUGCAGACGACUCACCAAACGGGUUCCAGAUACAGAACAAUCUGUUCAUCCCCAUUCGAGAAGCAGACAACGAUUUCUUGACCAAGCCACAAAAAGAACAGCCACUUCUGCCAAGAACGCGGCUUCUUGCUGAGAGCACUGCAACACCCCCUCCCCGGUUGACGCUGAGGCCAAGAGGACAGCAAACUAGUCUCGCGCUAGCCGACUGCUUCCUGUAG